Messenger RNA from Trichophyton rubrum CBS 118892, 555 nucleotides. RefSeq lists its product as uncharacterized. Gene Ontology annotation, cellular component: endoplasmic reticulum membrane. The coding region runs from base 1 to 555 and encodes 184 amino acids. Gene Ontology annotation, molecular function: mannose-ethanolamine phosphotransferase activity. NCBI's taxonomy places the organism in Eukaryota, Fungi, Ascomycota, Eurotiomycetes, Onygenales, Arthrodermataceae. Gene Ontology annotation, biological process: GPI anchor biosynthetic process. The record is from RefSeq and is a predicted model, not a curated record. The transcript has a single exon.
AUGAGUGAUUGGGGCAGCCAUGGAGAUGGACAUCCGGAUAAUACUAGGACGCCCCUAAUUGUUUGGGGGUCUGGAGUUGCGAAGCCGAGGACGGCUAAGAGUGGCAAGGCGCCGGGUCAUGAAGAUGGCUUCUCGAGUGACUGGCAGCUGGAUCAUAUCUACCGCCAUGAUGUUGCUCAGGCAGACAUCGCAUCACUUAUGGCGUACCUUGCCGGCCUGGAAUUUCCUGUCAAUUCUGUUGGAGAGCUUCUGUUAUCAUUUCUGGGCGCUACUGAUGAGCAGAAAGCAAAGGCUCUGCUCGUUAAUGCGAGAGAGAUUUGGGAGAUGUAUCGUAUUAAGGAGCGCGAGAAGAUGGCUGAAGUUCUACAUUACAAGCCUUACCCUGGCUUUGCUGAAACUAGAAUCGAGAAUCGUCUCGCAUCCAUUGAGGGACUCAUCCAGGAACAAGAUUACACAGCCGCAAUACAACAAUCUGACGAUACAUUAAGAUUGCUCUGCAAGUCGGACUGGUUGCUAUUGCAGUUUUUGUCACGAGGUCGAGUGUGUAUUCUCUGA